Messenger RNA from Phytophthora infestans T30-4, 327 nucleotides. RefSeq lists its product as uncharacterized. The record is from RefSeq and is a predicted model, not a curated record. The transcript is spliced from 3 exons. NCBI's taxonomy places the organism in Eukaryota, Oomycota, Peronosporomycetes, Peronosporales, Peronosporaceae. The coding region runs from base 1 to 327 and encodes 108 amino acids.
AUGUCGAUCGAGUUCCACUUCUUCUCCUCUACGACGUGUGUCGACGAGAUCAGCGCGUUCAGCCACUCUUUGUCGCUCACGGACGCGGCAAGAGAAGCCAGCCACUCGUCAGCAGAAGGCACAGUGCUUUCCUCCUCGGAGAUUGACAGUUCUACGCGGCCUUCGCUCUCCGUGACCUCGACGUUAGCGAAGUUCACCGUCUGCUUGGCAGACGCAGCCGUGGCAGCAGCAACCGCGCCGCUUUCCUUCACAAUGUUUUCAAAACCGGUGGCAAUGCCAUUUAGGAUAUCCGCCACGGGUUCGUCCACGACAGUACUUCCUUCUUAA